AUGUUUCAAUCAAAAAUAUCUACAUCAUUAAAUAAUCUUAAAGCUAAAUUUCAUAACAAUCAAUCACAGAAACAACCACCACCACCACAACAACAACAACCACAACAACAACCACUACAGCAACACCAACAACCACAGCAACAGCAGCACAAUUAUCGAAGACAUUCAUCAGAUCAUAAUAGAUCUAAGUAUAAUUAUAAUAAUCAAUCAAUUAAUCAAUUAAAUAAUGAUUAUCAUUAUCAAAAAACAACAAAAGAUGAAAAUGAUUUAGAUCCUAAUUUAUAUCAAACAUCAUUAAAACAACAUACUUUAACAAAUCCUUCAUUAUUGAACAAUCAAGAAAAUUUAUCCAUAAAACGAUAUCAAACAGAAUUAGUUCCAUUGAAUAAUUAUGAUUCAUUAAAAGUAAAUGGACAACAUUAUCAAGUGCAUACAGUAAUCACUCAUAAUAAUAAUAAUAAUACACUUUAUAAUAGUGAUCAAUCAGAUCAACGUUUACCUACUAAACAACUUCAUAAUCGUAUCAUUUCAUUAGGUGCUAUUCAUAAUCAUGAUCAUCAUGAUCAUCAUGAACAAUCUAAAGAUCAAACACAUUUGACAAGAUUCAACUCGACAAAAAAUAACUUAGAUACACAUUGGAAUAACAAAAAUAAAUCAAUGAUCAUUUGUAAUGGAUCAAAUAAUAAUUCUUCCUCAAUAAAUCCUCAAAUAGUUACAACUAGUCAAUUACUUCAAACAACAACAACAAUAACAACAACCAUAGCAACAACACCACCACCACCAUCUUCAUCAAAACCAAUGAUAUUGGAUUCAUUAAAAAUAACAAAUUUUCUUCAUCAGUAUCAAAAUACUCACUUAAUAAAACCAAAUUCAUUCAUAAAACAAUCAAUGAAAAAUGUAAAAUUAUGAAAACAUUAUUUUUACCUUUAUUCAUUAAAACAAAUUUCAAUCCCCCUCACCUUACACCCUACCCCCCGGAACAUCUAUAGAUUACAAUCAAUGAUGUAUGGUACAAUCGAGAAUAAUUCUCAGCACAAUGUAUUCCAACAAGUCUUCUUUAUUUCUUACGUCUUGAUUGAUCUUGACAAUGAAUGUUGAAUGGAU
Schistosoma mattheei is the source of this 1104-nucleotide messenger RNA. NCBI's taxonomy places the organism in Eukaryota, Metazoa, Platyhelminthes, Trematoda, Strigeidida, Schistosomatidae. The record is from the annotation of a GenBank genome assembly.